CGGUCGGCCCGGCGCGCGGGCACGCACCGCGCCGUACAUAUGCAUCGAUGGUCCAGGGCAGUUGAGUCGUGGAAGAGCAGUCGAUACGGAAAUCUGACGAUUUGAACAUUUCUUUUCUACCUCUUGACCAUCAGAAUGGCUCAAAGUGACCAUGAAAAGAGGAAGCAGAUUAGUGUGCGUGGGAUACCAGGUAUUGAGGAUGUUGCAAACUUCAAAGCUAGUUUUAAUCGGCAUCUUCAUUUCACCUUGGUGAAAGACCGGAAUGUAGCCACUCAACGUGACUACUACAUCGCCCUUGCCCACUCGGUCCGUGAUCAUCUCGUUGGCCGUUGGAUCCGCACUCAGCAGUAUUAUUAUGAAACUGAUCCAAAGCGUGUGUACUACCUCUCAUUGGAAUACUAUAUUGGACGUACCUUGACCAAUACCAUGGUCAAUCUGGGUAUACAGGGCCAAUGUGAUGAGGCACUUUACCAGCUUGGUCUGAAUAUUGAGGAGUUGGAAGAGCUGGAGGAAGAUGCUGGUCUUGGAAACGGUGGUUUGGGCAGACUGGCAGCAUGUUUCUUGGAUUCCAUGGCAACACUUGGUUUAGCUGCCUAUGGUUAUGGUAUACGCUAUGACUAUGGUAUCUUCACUCAAAAAAUAAAAGAUGGCCGCCAGAUUGAGGAACCCGAUGACUGGCUGAGGUAUGGUAACCCAUGGGAGAAAGCAAGGCCAGAGUACACCAUACCGGUCAACUUCUAUGGACGUACUGAGUCGCAUAAUGGCAAGGUCAAAUGGGUUGACACAAAGGUUGUGUUUGCCAUGCCCUAUGACAGCCCUACCCCUGGGUACAAGAACAAUACAGUCAAUACCAUGAGAUUGUGGUCUGCCAAGUCCAAGAAUAGCUUUGAUAUGGCCUACUUUAAUGAUGGUGACUAUGUGCAGGCUGUUCUUGAUAGGAAUAUAGCAGAAAACAUCACCCGUGUACUCUAUCCUAAUGACAAUGUCUGUGAAGGUAAGGAGUUGCGUUUGAAGCAGGAAUACUUCAUGGUGACUGCCUCUCUUCAAGAUAUCAUCAGACGUUUCAAGUCGUCUAAGUUUGGUUGCAGGGAUCCAGUCAGGACGACCUUUGACACCUUCCCUGAAAAGGUUGCUAUUCAGCUGAAUGAUACCCAUCCUGCCCUGGCUAUCCCAGAGCUGAUGAGGAUCUUAAUAGAUGUUGAAGGAAUGGAAUGGGAGAAGGCUUGGGACAUCAUCGUACGUACUUUUGCUUACACCAAUCAUACCAUCCUACCGGAAGCUCUUGAGAGAUGGCCAGUCGGUCUCCUGGAAUACGUCUUGCCACGUCAUCUUGAGAUCAUCUAUAAUAUCAACAUGCAUCAUAUGAAUGCGGUCAGCGAGAGAUACCCAGGAGACUUUGACCGCAUGCGUCGUAUGUCUAUCGUUGAAGAAGACCACGAUAAGCGUAUCAACAUGGCCCAUCUAUCAAUUGUAGGCUCACACGCUGUUAAUGGUGUAGCAGCUAUUCACUCUCAACUCAUCAAGUCUAGUGUGUUUAAGGACUUCUAUGAGAUGUAUCCUGACAAGUUCCAGAACAAGACAAAUGGAAUAACUCCUCGCCGAUGGUUGCUCAUGUGUAACCCCGGACUAUCCGACGCCAUUUUCGAUAAAAUCGGUGAAGAGUGGACAACUGACCUGUUCCAGUUGAAGAGCCUAAAACAGCAUGUCUCUGAUAGAGCCUUCAUCCAGUCGGUUGCUAGAGUCAAACAGGAGAACAAGAUGAAGCUAGCCCAAUACCUUGAGAAACACAGUGGAGUACAUAUCAAUGUUGACUCCAUGUUUGACAUUCAAGUCAAGAGAAUCCAUGAAUACAAACGCCAGCUGCUCAAUGCUCUUCACGUCAUCUGUCUCUAUAACAGAAUUAAGAAGGAUCCAAGUGCUAAGUUUGUUCCACGCACAGUGAUGAUCGGUGGUAAGGCUGCUCCAGGGUAUUACAUGGCCAAACAGAUCAUCUAUCUCAUCAACAGUAUUGGUAGGGUGGUCAAUAGUGACCCCAUCGUUGGUGACAAACUCAAGGUUAUCUUCCUGGAGAAUUACAGAGUCUCGCUUGCAGAGAAAGUGAUCCCAGCCUGUGAUUUAUCAGAGCAGAUUUCACUGGCAGGCACUGAGGCUUCGGGCACAGGCAAUAUGAAGUUCAUGUUGAAUGGAGGGCUGACUAUCGGCACCUUGGAUGGAGCUAAUGUUGAAAUGAGAGAGGAGAUGGGAGAUGAGAAUAUCUUCAUCUUUGGUAUGACAGUGGAGGAAGUCAACCAAAGAAAGCCUGGGUAUAAUCCCCGUGAAUUCUAUGAGAAGAAUGCUGAAUUGAAGCAAGCUGUAGACCAGAUCAGAGAUGGGUUCUUCACACCAAAUGAUCCAGGUGCUUUCCAUGAUAUUGUCAACUCACUUCUAAAUCAUGACACGUACAUGCUUCUAGCAGACUUUGAGUCCUAUCUCGCAGCACAGAGCCGCGCUAGUGAACUCUACAUGAAUCAACAGGAAUGGACGAUAAAGUGCAUUCACAACAUAGCGUCAUCGGGUAAGUUCUCGAGUGAUCGUACCAUCAAAGAGUACGCUGAAGAGAUAUGGGAUGUCAAACCAAACCCAGUGAAGCUUCCUGACCCUCAUGAAGAACCGGUUAGGAAGGCAUAAAGAUCUCACCCACUUCAUCUUGCUACUCACUUUUAUUGCAUUUAUAGAUGGGCUGCACGAUAAUUCUGGCUCAAUAUGAUAAUAUUAUCUAUAGACUGUGACAUUGAUACUUCAGUGAAUGGA
Molecule: messenger RNA, 2790 nt
Organism: Lytechinus variegatus (green sea urchin)
Lineage: Eukaryota; Metazoa; Echinodermata; Echinoidea; Temnopleuroida; Toxopneustidae
Product: glycogen phosphorylase, brain form-like
Exons: 20
Coding region: 136-2667 (843 amino acids)
Biological process (GO): glycogen catabolic process
Cellular component (GO): cytoplasm
Molecular function (GO): pyridoxal phosphate binding; glycogen phosphorylase activity
Source: RefSeq, a predicted model, not a curated record